Corticium candelabrum is the source of this 2548-nucleotide messenger RNA. Its product is annotated as origin recognition complex subunit 3-like. Gene Ontology annotation, biological process: DNA replication initiation; DNA replication. Lineage: Eukaryota; Metazoa; Porifera; Homoscleromorpha; Homosclerophorida; Plakinidae. Gene Ontology annotation, cellular component: nuclear origin of replication recognition complex; DNA replication preinitiation complex; nuclear pre-replicative complex. The transcript has 22 exons. Gene Ontology annotation, molecular function: DNA replication origin binding. The record is from RefSeq and is a predicted model, not a curated record. The coding region runs from base 287 to 2515 and encodes 742 amino acids.
GAACAGAACACCUUACACAUGCGCGGCUAAUCUCUUACCUAAUUAGAUAAAAAACUUUCCCUCUCUACGUGUAGUCCUACCUAAAUUUUAAGUUGCGAGCAUUUUCACUCGAUCUGAUGUUUGGACAUUGAAACUCGAGUCGGACAUCCCCUACGUCAAAUAUGACGUAAGGUUACCUAACUAAUAGUAUUGCAUAUCCCGGUGCAACGUACUACUUUUUUUAGCAGACGCACACGCAAGCGCAGACGUCCCGUCCACGCGAGGUUGUGUGAGGAUUUCCAUUCAAAUGGCGGGUGCUGAAACAUCGUCGUUUACUCAGGGCUGUUUUUUGUUCGAAGCGCGUCGUUGCAAUUCUACGAAUUCGAACGGCGAAGGCUUUCCGAAGUUACAAGGUGAAUCGAACGAGUUUGCUAAUGCUCGUCUGACUGCACACAAAUCUUGCUUAUUGGUUCUCAACAGAAAACUGGAGGAUGUUAUGAGUGCUGCUCAUAACCACGUGAUUACAGGUGUUGUUUCUUUGGUGUUGAAGAGUUAUAGUGAUGAAGUGAACAGAGGGAGGACUGACGUGCCAGUUGCAGCUGUAGUGUCAGGUGUUACUUGUACUGAAAGCUUGGGACCAUUAGAUCUGUUGAUAAAGUGUAUUCGCCAGCAUGUCACUCCUCACAUUGCAACACUCUCAUCUAAAGACUGUCAGAAUAUGAAGACUUUAAUGAAACAUUUUGCCGCUCAGCUUAUUUCAGAUGAUGAUGAUGAGCAGUCUACAGAUGAAGCUUCUGAUUUAGAAGAGGAGGCUUUUAUAUCUGCGCCUAACAAGAAAGUGACUAAGCACAGUAAUUUCUCUAUGCCUGUACUCUCUGCAUGGUAUCAAGAAACAGGCAGUAUGUGCAGGAUCAGAGAGGACUUAACAGGAGCAUCUCCACCUGUAGUUGUAGUGUUGGAGGACUUUGAGGGCUUUCACUCUGUUGUACUGGGAGAUUUUCUCCAAAUUUGCAGUCGUUAUGUGGACAAAUUGCCACUUUUUAUUAUUUUGGGAAUUCAGACGUCGGUCAGUGUUAUUGACGAAUGUCUUUCUCGAUCUUCAUUAUCAGUGUUACGACUGGAAGUUUUUCAAUGUAUAUCAGCAUCAAUGCUGUUUGAUCAAUUUGUUGACAAGGUGCUUUUCAGUCCAGACUUGCCUUUCAAGAUUGGACACAAUCUUUUGCAAGAACUCGCUGAACAGUUCUUAUUCUACACCCAUUCUAUACAUCAAGUCAACAAGGGACUUCAGGUAGCGAUGCUUGAGCAUUUUUCAAAGAUGCCGGCUAGUAUGCUUUGUCAGUUUGAUGUGCUGAAUGAUAAGACGAAACAGCAAGCAAUACUUGAAGAGUUAUCACAUGAACAGCUAGAUCAGAUCAGAUCACUGAGAUCUUUCAGAAAGUUUGUAGAAGAAUCAACUCCUCUGGAGCAGAAAAUCUUGCUGCUGGAUGACAAUCAUGCAAAGAAGACAGUUGUCACACUGCUAGAUGAUGUGUCUAAUUAUCAGAUCAGACACCAUGUAGGCACAAGGUGCUUACACCACCUAACUUCGAAACUACCAAAGAGUUUGCUGGGCAACAAGCUGUGGGAGCUUUAUGUUGCUGUACAAACACCAGAGCUAACUAUGGAAAAGAAGUUGCAGAGAACUAUUGAUCUGUUAAGACAAGCCAGUAGCGAGGUCAUUGUGGAAUGGCUUGAGCCUUGUCUGUCUGAAUUGAAAACUGCUUCAGAGAGUAUUGGUUUGAAAAAUGAUGAGGUGGAACUUAACCAGAGAAUUGAAGUUCUUCGCUCUCAGCAAGUUCAGUUGUCAACUACAUCUGCAGAUAACUCUUGCUCUGUGAAUGAUACUGAAGGUAGUACAAAAACCAGUGCUUGUGAAGAAUUGUCAAUUCAAGCAAAGACAACCGCAGAAAGGAAGAUGUUACUUGCAAAUAAUCUUCAACGAGCAACAAAUAAGCAAAGCAAUUUAUCGCGCCAGCUUGCCAAAGAAGCAGUAAACCAGGUUUGUGAUUGGUUGGAACUGUUCUUUAAGUCUUGUCUUAGACAUUCUAAGUCUGUGCCACUAAAUGAAAUAUUUUACUUCGACUCAAAUUCAGUAGGCUCAAUGUUGAGUCUGAGUCACAGAGCUGCAUUACAGAGAGCUCUGACUGACCCAUAUAGUUACCUAAAGACAACUAGACAUAAAAAAUCACACAGCCCUUCAGGCAUUGAUCCACACUGGCCGGAUACUUGUAUUGUGUACAAGUUGUAUGAAGAGUGUAGUAGACUCAUCAACCUGUAUGACUGGAUGCAGGCUUUUAUCUCUGUUGUCAGUCAACUGGAAGAGACUGUGGAUAGAUCAAAACGUAAACAAGCAAAACUGAGGAAAAAGGCGGAGAUAAACACAAACUUACAUGCCAGGUUUAUUCGUGCUGUGUCUGAGUUGCAGUUUCUCGGCUUUGUGAAAGCAACGAAGCGUAAGACUGAUCAUGUAGAGAGAUUGACGUGGGGUUUGUUCUAGCAUCAUUAGUAUGUACUAGAAAGGAAUGUGAGU